Molecule: messenger RNA, 939 nt
Organism: Mesitornis unicolor (brown roatelo)
Lineage: Eukaryota; Metazoa; Chordata; Aves; Mesitornithiformes; Mesitornithidae
Gene: MED27
Product: mediator complex subunit 27
Exons: 9
Coding region: 1-939 (312 amino acids)
Biological process (GO): regulation of transcription by RNA polymerase II
Cellular component (GO): mediator complex
Molecular function (GO): transcription coactivator activity
Source: RefSeq, a predicted model, not a curated record
AUGGCGGAGGGGGUGCUGAGCCCCGGGGUGAACCUGGAGGCCUUCUCUCAGGCCAUCGCCGCUAUCCAGGCGCUGCGCUCCAGCGUGACGCGGGUCUUCGACUGCCUGAAGGAUGGGAUGCGGAACAAGGAGACCUUGGAGGGCCGAGAGAAGGGCUUCGUGGCCGCCUUCCAGGAGAGCCUGCACUCCGUCAGCAUCAAUUUAGGUGAACUGGAGCGUCUGAGCAACCUAGUUGGUAAACCAUCUGAGAACCACCCCCUGCACAACAGUGGACUGCUGAGCCUAGAUCCUGUUCAAGACAAAACGCCUCUUUACAGCCAACUUCUUCAAGCAUACAAAUGGUCAAAUAAGUUGCAGUACCAUGCCGGGCUAGCAUCUGGCCUUUUGAAUCAGCAGUCUUUGAAACGUUCAGCCAACCAGAUGGGAGUAUCUGCAAAACGCAGACCAAAAGCGCAGCCAACAACUCUUGUCCUACCUCCUCAAUACGUCGACGAUGUGAUCAAUCGGAUUGAUAGGAUGUUCCCUGAAAUGUCUAUCCAGCUGUCCCGGCCAAAUGGAACCUCUGCAAUGCUGCUGGUUACCUUAGGAAAAGUGUUGAAAGUGAUAGUGGUGAUGCGGAGCCUCUUCAUUGACCGGACAAUAGUGAAAGGGUACAACGAAAAUGUCUAUACCGAAGAUGGCAAGCUUGACAUAUGGUCUAAAUCCAACUAUCAGGUUUUUCAGAAGGUAACAGAUCAUGCGACCACUGCUCUGUUGCACUACCAGCUGCCUCAAAUGCCAGAUGUGGUGGUCAGAUCUUUCAUGACCUGGUUAAGAAGUUACAUAAAGCUGUUCCAGGCGCCGUGCCAGCGCUGCGGAAAGUUCCUGCAGGACGGCCUGCCACCCACGUGGAGGGAUUUCCGAACGCUUGAGGCUUUUCAUGACACUUGCAGGCAGUAG